Messenger RNA from Ochotona princeps (American pika), 1613 nucleotides. RefSeq names its product ADP-ribosyltransferase 5 (gene ART5). The transcript is spliced from 4 exons. Lineage: Eukaryota; Metazoa; Chordata; Mammalia; Lagomorpha; Ochotonidae. Gene Ontology annotation, molecular function: NAD+-protein-arginine ADP-ribosyltransferase activity; NAD+ poly-ADP-ribosyltransferase activity. The record is from RefSeq and is a predicted model, not a curated record. The coding region runs from base 63 to 1013 and encodes 316 amino acids.
CGGGGUCCCUCACGGUCAGCGCCCUGCCGUCACUUCUGGUGCCACCCUCAUUCUGACAGCAGAUGAUGCUGGCUAUCCUGCUGGCCGUGCUCAGCUACCCUGGCUUCCACACCCUCUGGCAGGCCCAGGCUGUUCCUGUCCUGGCGCUGGGUCUGGCCCCAGAUACCUUCGAUGAUGCCUAUGUGGGCUGUGCUGAGGAGAUGGAGGAGAAGGCCGCCUGCCUGCUGAAGGAGGAGAUGGCUGGCCAUGCUCUGCUGCGGGCCUCCUGGGAGGCAGCCCGAGAGGCCUGGGAGCACCGGCGGGGAGGCCUCACCUUGCCCCUGGGGUUCAAAGCCCAGCAUGGCAUAGCUGUAAUAGUAUACACCAACUCCUCCAACACCUUGUACCAGGAGCUGAACCAUGCUGUGCGGACGGGUGGCAGCUCCCGGGAGAGCUACCUGAGGCACUUCCCCUUCAAGGCCUUGCAUUUCUACCUGACCCGGGCUCUGCAGCUGCUGCGGGGCGGUGCCGGCUGCAGCACCAGCCCUGGGCAGCUGGUGUUCCGAGGCGUGGGCAGCCUUCGCUUUGAACCCAAGAAGUUGGGGGACUCCGUCCGCCUGGGGCAGUUUGCUUCCAGCUCCCUGGAUGAGGCAGUGGCCCAAAGAUUUGGUAAUGCUACCCUCUUCUCCCUAAGGACAUGCUUUGGGGCCCCUAUCCAGGCACUGUCAGUCUUCCCCGAGGAGCGUGAGGUGCUCAUUCCCCCCCAUGAAGUCUUCUUGGUCACCAAGUUUUCCCAGGAUGGAGCCUGGAGCCGAGUGAAUCUCUGGAGCUACAAUCAGACCUGCAGCCACUUUAACUGCGCCUAUUUGGGUGGGGAGAAGAGGUCAGGCUGCGUGUCUCUGCCAGUGUGUUUCUUCCUCUUUCUAAUGGUAGGGCAGCCUGGACUACCCUCCAAGGGGGCCUUACCACCACUCGCCUGGGAUACCGUGCUCUUAGACCCCGGGGGACUCCUGCUUUCAAAGGCUGGGUUCUGAAAGGCCAACACCUGCCACCUUGGAAUCCCAGGGACCGGUGACUUCCGUGUGAAAAGGGGUGGGGAGAGGCCUUGAACAGCAUCAAGAAGCAAGAAUGUGGCUCCGGACCCAGACCCAGAGGCCGCAUUCCCAACCAGGAUGCAGGGAGAGCUAAGGCAAUCGCAGGGUUGAUGGAGCCUGGUUACAUGAUGGGGACUUGGUAGAAUAAGCCAGGGAAGGCCUGGGACAGCCACUCCAUUAAAUGAUGCUGUGGUGUGUGGCAACACAGGACUCUGUGACUUAUUCCAUGGAACUAGACUGUCUGCCUUGCUCCAGGGACAAAGGGACCAGAAAAGGAAACUUGGUGACCAUUGCUAGUUCUAGACUCACGUUCAGACCUGUGUCCCACACUGUAACUUGCACACCCAGAAGCAUCGACUGUGAGGGUCCUCACCUGAACCAUGAGGGCAGGAAGGGGGACGCGUGGGAUCCUUCAGCCCUGUUUGUCUGCAAAGCCAAGGGAGGAAGCUGCUUGCUGUAGGUCAGAUUGCUGGGGUUACAGCCCAGCCUCUUGUGUUCCAGCCUACACAUUUUCCACUGGAGAUCUGAGGUCCCCUGAGC